AUGAGAGUUGAGGGUUCUGUGACCCGGGAGUAUGGGCGCCUCGUAAAUGUUGCAGCCCAUAUGGAGAUUAUGAUGCAGGAGGAGGAGAGGCAAAGAGGCUUCAAGAGGAGUCAGGAUGGUCAGGGGGACAAUAGGAGGCAGAGAGGUGCUAACCCUCAGCAGUCUAAAGGUGUUUUUGUGAGGUCAACCUUUCCAGUGCCGAGUGCAGGCUCUGGGAGAGACAAUCAAGGAGACGUCACCUGUUACAAGUGUGGUUUGAAACAGGCCGAGAGAGAACUGCAAAUCACCAAGUCUCAACUCUUAACCGCGAAGCUCUCCAAUAUCAGAUUUAUGGAGCAAAAGUGCUUGAAACUCGAUCAGAAGAUCGCGUCUCAGUGAUUUACGUUCUCGUCUCUCAAGUCCGAAAUUGAUACACUCGAUUCCAAGUACGAUCACAAUCUUCAACAUAUUAGUAAAAGUGAAGCGAUUGUAGAGGUGGAGGUGUUGGUGGAAUUGGAGAAGGAGAAGGAGAGGUUUUAUGGUUUGAAAAGGCGUGAAAUGGAGGAGUUUUGGGCUUAUGUGGAGAACUUUGCUGUUGACUGUCGAAUGGAAGUGCAGGAGUUGAGAAACAGGGUCAAUGAGCUCAAAUCGAGCUUUGUGGAACUUCAAGGGAACAAUGGAUAUUUGAGUAGUGCGGAGAUAGCUGCAGCAGAGAUGAGAAAAUCAGAACUUUUAGCUGCAAAAGAGAAUUUGGAUAGAAGCUUAGCUUCAAAUUACCAAAUUAAAGCCCAGUUACAAAAGCAGCUUCACUGUAUGCUAUUGGACAAAACAAAGAAAUAGGGAAGCUAUGCCAGUUAAAUAUCUUUGAACACCAAACUUAGGAUCACAGUAGAAGCAGGGGCAUGGGCAUCAAAUGAAUGCAUAGAGACUAAACGCUGUUAUCGUAUUGUUCACUUGAUAAAAUGUUGGUGUAUCAACCGUUCUAUGGUUUGUAUUGUUGAUAGUGAACUGGAAGCAUGUUAUUAACCCAGUUGGUAUUAAGUUCUUCUUAUCCCUGAGGCAUUGGCUGACAGAGUUGUUCUGUAAUAUAGUGCCACUCUGAAUCUUAUCUACUGCAACUUUUGAGUCAAGCA
Messenger RNA from Camellia sinensis, 1112 nucleotides. The record is from RefSeq and is a predicted model, not a curated record. NCBI's taxonomy places the organism in Eukaryota, Viridiplantae, Streptophyta, Magnoliopsida, Ericales, Theaceae.